Messenger RNA from Thermothielavioides terrestris NRRL 8126, 1680 nucleotides. RefSeq lists its product as uncharacterized. The coding region runs from base 169 to 1287 and encodes 372 amino acids. The record is from RefSeq and is a predicted model, not a curated record. NCBI's taxonomy places the organism in Eukaryota, Fungi, Ascomycota, Sordariomycetes, Sordariales, Chaetomiaceae. The transcript has 2 exons.
CGCCGGCUAAAGCCCCCUGCGGCCGCCUGCAUUUGCAUGGUUGGUUUUGCGUUCCCCUAUCAGGCUGCCAUCGCCUCCGAAUCUUGGCAUCCGUGGUUUCCAGGAUCCUUCUGCCAAAACUCUCGCAAUCUUCUUGUCGAUCCUGCGACGAAGGCCCGAAGAAGCAAGAUGGCGGCAUAUCACGGGGAGUCGCAACUGGGCUACAGCAACCUCGAGCCCGUCCCCUUGGACAACAACCACUGGAACAUUCAGAUGGGAAACGGCCUCGAAGCGGUUCAGCGGUACGGGAAUCACGAUAAACACGUGGUUUCAACCGGAACCGACAAAAUACUCAUCCAGGCCCAUCCGACAGCACCGGAGGUUGUAGCGGCGGGCGGCUCAUUACCCCAUGUACCUCGGCGGACGAUAUGUGGCAUGGGUCAAAGGACGUUCUGGGUGGUGGCAGGAGUCGUCGGCUUCAUCCUGCUCGCCGCAGCCAUAGGGGGUGGAGUAGGAGGGUCCCUCUCCCGUCAUUCCCAGCCGAGCUCAUCACUUGCAGCAGCCUCGACUGCGAGCACAGGGACCUCCACGGGGAGUCCGGCGCCCACCCCUACGAGAGUCCCUUUUCAGAACCUGAGCAUCGCCGCCGCUCGGUGGGUCGACGGCGACAGCAUCACCCACUACCGUGUCUAUACGCUAUCCGGCAACUCGAGUCAGACACGCAUUUUGGAGUCUGCGCGGGACCAGGACGACGGGGACUGGACAGUCUCGGCGAUUACGGAUGUGAACGUCGACACUGUCCAAGCUGGGACGCCACUUUCCGUGUCUGUCGGAUAUCCGCAUACAAACACGAGCAAGGUCCCGGUCAGGAGCGUCUACUACCUUCAACCCGGCGGAACCAUCAUCGAGCGGCAAACACCAUACAAGGAAGCCGUGGGUGUCUGGGGAGACGACAACUUCAGCGGCCUCUAUGCCGCGUCCAACGGGUCCUCUCUGUUUUCGUACUGGUAUCAGGACCUCGAUCAGCAUCUCCAGGUCCUGGCCACCUUUUUCCAGGAGCUGGGUGUCAACGAGCUGACGAUCGGCCGAUACGUCGAGAACGGCACCAAUGGACAGCCUUGGACGAGCUCCCGAAAGAGUAUCCCAAUCCAGGAUGGGUCCUCCAUCGCGGCCGUACCCGCCGGUGAUGGGCAGGAUAUACGCUUGUAUGUUGGGGGUAGCGAUGGAACCAUCAAACAGUUCGCUUACAAUCUGGAAGAUGAUGUGCUGGGGAACGUCGUCGGUAGGUCACGUCCUGCGCUUUCAUGAUAGGUUACCAUCAGUGUUGUUGACGGCGUGGAUUGCAUGUGGAAACACCGACUUGGGCAUCUCUCCUCGGACACCCUUCUGCGUGACCAUCGAGGACAACCGCAACUGGUACACAACCGCAACCAUACCCGAAUGCACCCAAGGCAGCACCGGCACCUUCCUCACCCACCUGCUCCUGUUUGCCUCGGCGGACCGACAGACCCUGUCGCUGGUGUCCUGGAACUGCUCCAGCGGCUACGUCAGCGCGCAGGACCGCAUCGAGAAGCUCCUCCAGCCGAGGCGUACGUACCUCGGUCUUGCCACGACGUCGGCAAGCAACCUGACGUUUUCGGACCAAAGGGUAUAUGUGCUCUUUGACGACGGUGCCGGCCCGCAGGUCGAAGAGUGGCAGGU